AUUUUGAUACAAGUAAAUAAAAAUUGUUAUUGCUCCAAUCCAAGACAAAAUGCGUUGUGCUGUUAGAAAUUGUGGAAAUAACAAUGAAAAAGAAAACAAAAGGAAGUGGCGCUACUUUCGCUUUCCGAAAUAUAAUCCCCAGCUUGUAAAAUGGAUCGAGUUUUGCGACCGGGAUGCAUUAAACCCCUUGACAGCCUGCAUUUGCAACGAGCACUUUAAGUUGGAAGAUUUCGAAAGGAAUAUGCAAUACGAGUUUGGAUUCAGUCAAAAGAAUCCAACCAUACUAAAGACUGGCUCAUGUCCCACACUCAAGCGCCCCGAAACGGUGACAAAGUCGCCCAUGAAAAAGAGGCGCUCCGUAAAAAGAAAGGAAGUAAGCAAUGUGCAGCAAGAAGUGGAAGUGGAGCUGUGUGACUUUGCCACAGACUUAGAAGGCCUGGAUGAGAACUCAACCAGCGUGAUACAACAGUCUAAAGAAACGGACUUUGCGGAAGACCAACUACAUUACCAGCUCGAAUUUGUGGAAGCCAGCGCGAACUCCAUGGACGAGGUGGAGAUCAUCGAUACAGAAGAUGCCACUUAUGUACGACAUUUGGAGCAUGAAGUGACCUCCCUGCGGCGUGAAGUUUUCAAUCUCAAAGAUGAUCGAAAGAAACUGCUCGAAGUAAUUCAAAACCUUAAGGAAACAAUUCGUGGAAAUUCUCUGCUGCGGGAAGAAUCCGCUGAUUAAACAGAGAUUAAAAGUGAGGCAGCACACUCGACUGAUUAGAUGUACAACCAAAUAUUAAAGAAACUCAUAAAAAACUCGAUUUACCAUUUAAUAAGUGUAGUAAAUGUUACUAUUAUGAAUUUAUAUGUAAAAGGAGGCCAACUCAAAUGUUGCCAGGCUUUCAAUUUAAUUGCAAACUAGGAAUUAUUUUUAAGGACAAUAAACAAAUAUUAAAGACACAAACAACAUUAGAUCCGGUUCGCUGGAAAUUCUUUAUCUGAAGCCCUAACCUACCUACUUACGUGCAUAUUUUCCUUGCUAUCAACAUAAGUGUUUUCCCUGAACAUUUCCAGGUCUGCCCGCGGCUAUCUUUUCCCUGGAAUUCCAUGGACUAGCAAUGGCAUUUUCUCCAAGGUCAAAGUCAUUAGAAAGGCAAUAUCCUUUUUAAUAUUUAUCGCUACCUGCGGAAGUACGAGUGCUAUGGUAUAUAAGCGCUUGUGCUGACUGUAGUCGACCUGCACUGCAAGCGUUGAGUUCUAACCGUCAACAUCCAGCAGCUACUGGCAACAGUUACUACCCACGCCGCAAGAGCGUGGCAGAGCCUGAGGUGCAACUGACGAGGACUAGGACCAACCAAGACAACAUGGAAUCAACAACUCCAGAACUUCAGCCCCCACUUGGCGCUUGCAGUGUCAGCCAACUAGCUUCAAAUUAAAUAAUUGUAAAUUAUA
This is a messenger RNA of Drosophila guanche, 1440 nucleotides long. RefSeq lists its product as uncharacterized. Lineage: Eukaryota; Metazoa; Arthropoda; Insecta; Diptera; Drosophilidae. The transcript has 3 exons. The record is from RefSeq and is a predicted model, not a curated record. Gene Ontology annotation, molecular function: sequence-specific DNA binding. The coding region runs from base 50 to 730 and encodes 226 amino acids.